UGCCCUCGGAGUAAUAAGCCCGUGUUUAAAGCGCUGUGAUCACGGAAUCAGUUCCUCUCUGCACUCACUGCAGUCAGUCAACGGACCUUCAGUUUGAUACACCAGUCAAAAGAAAACGUGUCUGGAGAGCGCAAAUCUACUUGGUACAGUAGCGUUAAACUACUUUGGAAACUUCCUACUUUUCUUCUUUUGAUAGAAUCAGGUGCUUCCGGUGUUUAUUAGGCUACAUUACGGAACUUUUACGGAGCGUUUUUUCUGACUUUUUUUUUUUUUUUAAGUUUACCUUAGAGCUGGAAAGUCCGGCUGAGUGUUUUGCUCUAGCCGGGACGGCAGCCGCUGUGCUCUCUCUCUGUGACUCUAGCUGUGUGCUCGUAUAGCCUACUACUUUGUGCAUUGCAAUCCGUAUGUCCACCAAAAUGGAGCAGCCUUUUUAUGAUGACUCGUUUCUCUCUGCUUAUGGUCACCCAGAAGCCCUGCACGACUUCAAGUUCCUCAAGCAGAACAUGAACGUGACCUUCGCCGAGCCUUACCGGAGCUACAAGACACACCUGCGCGCGCCCACCACCACCGCCACCGCCACCGACUCGGACUUCUUCAAUCCGGCCAACGCGGACGCGGCAGCGGCAGCGGCGGCGGCGGCGGCAUCGCUCAAACUCGCCUCACCUGAGCUCGAGCGGCUGAUCAACGGCAACGGCGUCAUCACCACCACGCCCACACCUGGCCAGUACCUGCCCGGGUACCACCACCACCACAGCAGCGUCAGCCGGGGACUCGCCACCGAGGACCAGGAGGGCUUCGUGGACGGCUUCGUCAAAGCUCUGGACGAGAUGCACAAGCUGAACCAGAUGGCGCCUCCCCCGAACGUGUCCAUCGGCGCGGGCGCCGGCGGAAUGUCCACCUGCUCGUCGGUGGCGUCCUCGGUCUUCGCCGCGUCGCUGGCCGCCGCCGCGGACAACCCCAUCUACACCACGCUCAACUCCUGCGGGCCCAACACUAACCUCACGCCAGCAGCGGCCACGCACGCCAGCUACCCAACGACCACCAUCAGCUACCUGCCGCACCACCACCACCACCACCACCCGCACUACCCUCCUCAUCAACAGACCUCCGCGCACAUCCCCUUCCACCACCAGCACGCGCUGUCCGGCUCCGCGCUGCAGCACGGCUCGCAGCGGCUCGUGUCGCUCAAGGAGGAGCCGCAGACGGUGCCGGACCUGCUCAGCAGCGACGACGGCGGCUCGCCCCCGAUGUCUCCCAUCGACAUGGAGGACCAGGAGCGAGUCAAGGCCGAGCGCAAGAGGCUCCGGAACCGGCUGGCGGCCACCAAGUGUCGCAAGCGCAAGCUGGAGCGCAUCGCGCGCCUGGAGGACAAAGUGAAAGUGCUCAAGACGGACAACGCCGGCCUGUCCAGCGCGGCGACGCUUUUGCGCGAGCAGGUUGCGCAGCUCAAGCGCAAGGUGAUGACUCACGUCAACAGCGGGUGUCAGUUGGCACUAACGCCGAAAAUCAAAUCGUACUGAAGAAGUGGAUGUGUUUAAAAAAAAAUAAAGAAAAAAGACUUUAUCUGCAACGGUUAUACAAAGCCACGAGCUUGACGGCACUGAAUUCACGCACAUGAAAACAUUCCACGUCUGAAGUUGUGUUUGUAGACUCCACAUGUUGAAUAUGUCGAUAGUUUGUGUGCGUGUUUGUUUAACAAAUGACUGUCAGAUCAACGGUACCUCUGAAGCCCAAAGGCAAGGAAACACUCGGAACGAUUGCGUUCAGCUCAAUCUUUUAUUUCAGUUAUAUUUGUUUGGUCAAUAUUUUUUUACAUUCAGUCCUUUGAAUUGUAUAUGUAUUAUGUAGCCUAUCACUUGGACAAUUUAUUUUGUGAAUGUCAAGAAUAAGUUAUUGUGUUUGUUGUCAGGUUGAUCCCGACCCAAGUUUAUGAACAAAGUGUUUUUUUUUUAUUAUUAUUAUUUGUUUUUUAUUUAAGUAAAACAACUGGAAAUUUAAACUUACUCUCUGUGUGAUUGUAUUGGGAUAGUUUGGUUACAGUGUAAAGUAUAAGCUAUACGCUAUUUAUGAAUAACCUAUACAACAUGUUCUCACUUUUGAGGCACCAAAUAGUUAAAAGUACAUCAACAGAAACCACUUACAGAAACGUCCCUGACGUCGCAGACGAGCCCACGUUGGGUAGUUUUUCCUGUUGACGCACGGUCCAUAUAUGGGCAGUUUUGGGAUUUUGCGUCAUAUGUCUGCCGGGAACUCCCGCCUACAAUACCGGUUAAGAGGGGCCCGGACUGUUUUUUUUUCUCUCUCUCUCUGCGAGUCUUUGACGUUCAUGAAUGGGGCCGCGGCGAGGAGGGAGAAAAACAGCGCGCGGGGAGAUUCCCCGCGGCUCGCAGGGACGCCACAGCUCGCACUAUACGUUCCCAAAACAGUAUCGGCGAAAGCGCGCUCGUUUAAAAAUACACACAUACGCACGGGCAUUUUCCAGGUAGGCUCGAAAGUUCCAAAAUAACGCUCAGCUCGAGAGGAGACAAACAACAACGGUGUGCUUCUCUGGAACGGAGACAUGUUCCAAUGGCCCGGACGUAAACAACAAAAUGGCCAGCGAAAUUUUAGCUAGAAAAAAACGACACAUUUUUAUCCUCACUGGUAAUUUCUGAGAGUAGAAAAUAGUCAAAUAACGACAUGUAAAGUGGCACAUUGCAGGCACCGAGACAGGGAUUGCCCUCUUCAUCUGAACUAGGCCUACUCUUUCAAAAGAAGAACAAACAACACUUUUGUUUUAACACGUAUUUAAUUAGGCACGCCAUUAGACAUAACAUCACCCAUCACUCAGACUGAAUUUAGAGCCUGACAGCUAAUCAGUCCGUUUGUAGGCUGGUUUGCGUUAAAGACGCUAAUCAUCAGCCUUAACUUUACUUUUAAGACGCAUCAUGAACUAUUUUCUUUAUGGUUCACUUUAUACAGCAGUUGCUCACAUCGAACAUGUCUAAAGUAAUACCAACAAGCACAAUCCUCAAAAUAAAUCAAAGUAGGCCUAAAUUAGGCCAAUGAUGCCAACGAUCUUUGGUCUUACCAUAGUACCAGGACCAGGCCUUCCUCAAACUGUGAUUACUUGUCUGAACCCAUCCAACAAGCUCUCUCUCACACUCACACUCACACACACACAAUCAAUUCUGUGCAAAUAAAUGGGAUUUCUUGUUACCCACAAACUGUGAUUACUUGUCUGAACCUCUAGCCCCAUCCAACUCUCUCUCUCUCUCUCUCUCUCUCUCUCUCUGUCUGUCUGUCUCUCUCUCUCCUCUAACACACACACACACACACACACACACACACACACACAAAUAUACACCUAAUCAACGCUGUACACAUAAUUGUUCGUUACCCACAUGCUGUGAGAGCAAAGAUGAAACCAGAGCCGUUCUUGCACUUGAAAAGACCUAGACGUGGCCGUGGAAUUCAAACCAGUCGGAGGUCUUCAUGGCCCUGGAACAGCACAUGUAGCCUAUACUCUGUGAUGGAUGAAAGAGUAUGUGUGUGUGUAUGUAUGUGUGUAAUUAUGCAUUUAUUAAUAUUAAUAUGAUGAUUAUGAUCAUUAUCAAUAAUAAAAUAGGCGAUGUCAUUGUGAUGGACAUUAAGGCUUAACAUUUUAAAUUCCCAUGAUCAAAUUGAACCAUUGUAAAUUGUUUAUAUGAUGUCUGUCGUUCAAUGUCUACAGCACCUUGAGUUGCACUUGUGCCAGUAAGCAAAAAUAAAGUUGACCUUUGUCAUUA
Sardina pilchardus (European sardine) is the source of this 3767-nucleotide messenger RNA. Its product is annotated as transcription factor JunB-like. Gene Ontology annotation, biological process: regulation of cell cycle; regulation of cell population proliferation; regulation of transcription by RNA polymerase II. The record is from RefSeq and is a predicted model, not a curated record. Gene Ontology annotation, molecular function: RNA polymerase II cis-regulatory region sequence-specific DNA binding; transcription factor binding; DNA-binding transcription factor activity, RNA polymerase II-specific. The coding region runs from base 405 to 1520 and encodes 371 amino acids. NCBI's taxonomy places the organism in Eukaryota, Metazoa, Chordata, Actinopteri, Clupeiformes, Clupeidae. Gene Ontology annotation, cellular component: transcription regulator complex. The transcript has a single exon.